UUUUUGAAAUAUCACCUCUAGGAAGGACAUGUAUUAACUUCCGUUCUCUCUUCUCCAAAUGUGAAGACAACAUUUUGAAGGCAAAACUGCUCUGAGGGAACAGAACAUAUUGAAUGCUGCAGUUCAACUCUAAAGAUUUUGCUUUGAAAGGAAUCUAGUAGGAAGCAAACAAUCCAGAUUUCUUGGGGACAUCUGCAAACUUCGACUCAUAUGAAAAAUCUCUACAGACAGCCGUCUGUCUUCAAACCCAUCACCUUGUAGUAUGUACGAGGACAAUGGAUGUGACAACAGGAGUAAUGGAGCCUAGUUUCAUCAAAGUUUUCCCAGGGUCUCUUGCGGUUCAUCAGUCACAACAAGAAGAGGACAUUCCUCCAGGAGAAAAGAGGAAAUACAUAAGCCCAAGUUGCCGGAAUGACCCUAAACUAGAAGUUCUGCAAACAUUCUUAAUAGACUGGAUUAACAGAACUUUGAAACAUGAACACAUUGUUGUGAGAAGCCUAGAACAAGAUCUAUAUGAUGGAUUAGUACUUCACCAUCUCUUAGAGAACCUUGGAUCUGUCACUCUGGAAGUGGAGAAGAUUGCAUUGACAGAAAAGAAGCAAUGGCUCAAACUUACAAUUAUCCUGGAAACUGUGAGCCAGCUCUUGCAUCUAGAAGAAAAUGAAUUGAAAUGGAGUGUGGAUGCCAUCUUUAAGAAGGACUUAUUGAGCACCUUGCAUCUUCUAGUAGCCAUUGCUGAGCACUUCCAGCCAGACCUUGCCAUACCUCCAAACGUUAAAGUGGAUAUCAUGAAUGUAGAGUACACGGCACAUGGAUUAAAGACAGAAAAUGCAGUAGAGUUCAUAACCAAGAGCAGGGAAACUGAAGAAAGUUCUUUCAAUGCUGAAAUCUUUGAUGAAUUAUUGAAACGUGCUCCAGAGAAACUAGAUGCUGUAAAAGAGGUACUUUUGAAGUUCGUUAACAAGCAUGUUGGAAAAUUAGGACUAAGUGUGAACGAUGUUGGUUCUCAGUUUGCAGAUGGAGUGAUUUUACUCUUGCUAAUUGGGCAGCUCCAGGGCUACUUCCUGAAUUUGGGAGAUUUCUUUCUGAACCCAAGUUCUGUUUCAGAAAUGGUGCACAAUGUUAACCUUGCAGUAGAGUUGCUGAUAGAUGACGGCCUUCUAGAUACUCCCAUCAAUCCUGAAGAUGUGGUGAACCGAGAUUUGAAUGCCACAUUGCUCAUCUUAUACUGCCUGUUCUCCAGGCACAAGACCAAAGGGACAUGAAAAGCAAAAUUAAAAAGUCCUGUCAGACUUAUUUUUGCUAGUUAAUAGUCUGCUUUUCAGCAUCAAUUAUGUUUGGGAAGUUUGCAUCGGUAGGCACCAGUUAUAGGUACAUGCAUGUGUAAACCUGGAUAUGGAUGUGGUUCAGUUUAUAUGUUUCACUGGCUGAAAAUCUGUCCUGCAGUUAUGUAAACUGUAUAACCUGAGUGAAUGAAUUGCCAUAAGUUAAGAAAUCAUAAACAUUAUCUGUUGCAUACUGGAGGGCACGACUUGGCAUGCAGCAGAUCAUGCCUAUGGAGAUUUCUUAACUUGUGCUCGCUUCGCCAGCCCAUAAACUAAAACUGGAAUGAUACAAAGAUUUCUUAACUUGUGGCAAUUCAUAUCUAAAAAUCAUGCCAUUGUGUAAACUGUGUAAGAGGAUUAAGGACGUUGUCAGAAAUAGAAACUAGGUAAAUGCUGGCACCAAUAAAUAAUUUCUGUGCCUGUAAGAGAAUUGUUGAAUAUUAUAUGUGAUAUUCUGGCAUUUUAUGUGGCCAUAUCCCCAUAACUAUACGUAAUUAAAAUUUACAGGUCAACAUCCUGUUGCUUAGCAUAGUAAAUCACACUGCAGGAGGCCUAUUGAAUUAAUGGGGUUUUGGUGAGUCAACUCCUCCAUAAGUUCUAUUGAUUCAAAUGGGCCUACUUUAGCUGCAGCUUACUACCUUAAUGCGAUUACUAUGAGAUUUACUGUACUAAACAACAGGAUUUUGGCCACAGUCAUGCCAUAAAAGGAAUGAAGUUAUUCCUUAUAAUGUUAUAAUUGUAAGGUAAUAUCUUAUAGUUAUAUUUUCUUUAUUGGAAAAGGAUUAAUUACAACUGCUUAUUUGUAACUAGUUACCUCAGAUCUGAGAAGGACUAACUUUUGCAGUAAAUGCAUUGCUAUUAAAGAAAAAAAUGCAACAAAUAUAGGAUAAGAAUAUUGUGAUAAUCUCCCUUUCUGAAUAUUUUGGAUGGUCUACUAAGGUAUUCUAUGUCAGUGCCUUGAUACGAUUUGAGAAUACAGUAUUUGUAUGAUGGACUAAGUUAGAAAAGUAUUUUAAAAGGGGGGGAAAGGUUUUGUUUUAAAACUAGCCCGACUUCCUUUAUUCUGUGCGUUUGACCUUUAAUCAGAUUCACUGCCUGAGUAUUAAUGGAAAAUUUAAGAAUUCACAGGCUUUUUGAUUGCUGACAUUUAGAGCUGAGGAUUUGUUAUGGCUAGAGCUUGAUCAGAUCAUUGAGAAGAACUGCUUAAAUGGCAGGAUUGAUUAUGAAGCCUUUUAGUUCUGUCUUCCAAAAACUCUAACCGUUUUAAAAUGCAGUAAAAUAUUCAACAUAA
Pogona vitticeps (central bearded dragon) is the source of this 2616-nucleotide messenger RNA. NCBI's taxonomy places the organism in Eukaryota, Metazoa, Chordata, Lepidosauria, Squamata, Agamidae. The record is from RefSeq and is a predicted model, not a curated record.